Messenger RNA from Syzygium oleosum, 2410 nucleotides. RefSeq names its product ferric reduction oxidase 2-like. NCBI's taxonomy places the organism in Eukaryota, Viridiplantae, Streptophyta, Magnoliopsida, Myrtales, Myrtaceae. The coding region runs from base 1 to 2190 and encodes 729 amino acids. Gene Ontology annotation, cellular component: plasma membrane. Gene Ontology annotation, molecular function: oxidoreductase activity. The transcript is spliced from 9 exons. The record is from RefSeq and is a predicted model, not a curated record.
AUGCCACGAAAGGUGGACUCCGGUAUCAUGAGAAGAUCAUCACCAACUUCAUUUUCUUCUACUUCUUCAUCUGGUGGAGCUAAGAGAAUCGUCAGAGAUGCAAUAUGGGCCUUGUUCAUGGUGGUGUUUCUCGGGACUGUUCUGAUUUGGAUAGUGAUGCCCACCAACACGUACCGCAACCGUUGGUCGCUCAGCAUCAGGGCCAAAUCUGGCUCUUCCACCUACUUCGGCAAACAAGGUUACUCGAUUCUGAUGUUCACAUUCCCAGUCCUGUUCAUCGCUUGCUUGGGCUGUGUGUACCUCCAUCUGGGAAACAAAUCGAGCGAGCCCCAAGUGGGGAAGAAUGGCAUAAAAAAGAACAAGGGAUUGGCAAUGUGGAAGAGACCGGUGCUGGUGAGGGGGCCACUAGGGAUCGUUUCGUGGAUCGAAGUGGCCUUCUUUGUGAUGUUCAUAGCACUCCUGGUUUGGUCUUUUGCUGCGUACCUUCGCAACAGCUUCCUCAAGAUCGACCGAACGGGAUCGACGGAUGGGGAAAAAGUGUGGGAAGCGAAAUUGGAGACCUCAGGUUUUUGGUUGGGGAUUGUGGGGAACAUAGCACUCGCUUUCCUAUUCUUCCCGGUGACCCGAGCGUCGUCGGUGUUGCCACUCUUCGGUCUCACCUCAGAAGCCAGCAUCAAGUACCACAUAUGGCUUGGUCACAUCGUGAUGGUCCUAUUCACUGCGCACGGCCUCAUUUUUAUCCUCUAUUGGGCUCUCACUCACAGAAUCUCCGAGAUGAUGGAGUGGCAGAAAACGGGGGUAUCGAACGUAGCGGGAGAGAUAGCGCUGCUGGCCGGUCUAGGGAUGUGGGCGACCACCUUCCCCCGCGUGAGGAGGAAGAUGUUCGAGCUCUUCUUCUACGCCCAUUAUCUCUACAUUCUCUUCAUGUUCUUCUUCGUCCUCCACGUCGGCAUCUCCUACUCCUGCAUUAUGCUCCCCGGCUUCUACCUCUUCAUGGUCGACCGCUACCUCCGCUUCCUGCAGUCCCGCAACCGGGCCCGCCUGGUCUGUGCUCGCGUCUUGCCCUGCGACACCGUCGAGCUCAACUUCUCCAAGACACCAGGUCUAGAGUAUACUCCGACGAGCAUCGUGUUCAUAAACGUGCCCAGCCUAUCCAAGCUGCAAUGGCAUCCGUUCACCAUUUCAUCGAACAGCAACUUGGAAAAGGAUAAGCUCAGCAUCAUCAUCAAGAACGAAGGGACUUGGUCUCAGAAGCUCUACCAAAUCCUUUCUUCUCCUUCUCCUCCCAAUCGCCUCGAUGUCUCCGUUGAAGGACCUUAUGGACCCGCCUCAACUCAUUUCCUCAGGCAUGAGAAGCUAGUAAUGGUGAGUGGGGGCAGUGGGAUCACUCCAUUCAUCUCCAUCAUCAGAGAAUUCAUCUUCAUGAGCACCACAUUCAAGUCAAUGACUCCUAAAUUGACCCUCAUUUGUGCCUUCAAGAACUCCUCUGAUCUUACCAUGCUUGACCUCGUCCUGCCCAUUUCAGGCACCCCAUCUGACUUAUCGAACCUUCAGCUUCAGAUCGAGGCCUAUGUGACUAGAGAAAAAGAAGCCGCCACCCAAUCCUCGAAACAAGCCCGAUCUGUUUGGUUCAAACCCAGUUCAUUUGACGAACCAUUGUCUGCCGUUUUGGGCCCCAACAGUUGGCUGUGGCUCGGAGCCAUCAUUUCGGUCUCUUUCGUCAUGUUCCUUAUAUUAAUAGGGAUCAUUACACGCUACUAUAUUUACCCGAUAGAUCAAAACCAAAACAAGUACUCUACCGCUUCUAGGGCGGUCCUGAACAUAUUGGUCAUUUGCAUAUCCAUCGGCAUUGCAGCUAGUACAGCUUUUCUAUGGAACAAGAGGAUCAACGCCAAGGAAGUGAAGCAGAUCAAGCACUUGGACGGGUUGACUCUGGCGCAUUCGCCUGGUUCGGGGUUCUACAAUGCCGAAAGGGAAUUGGAGAGCCUCCCACAUCAGUCCCUUGUCCAAGCCACCAAUCUGCACUUUGGCGAAAGGCCUGACCUAAAGAAAAUGUUAUUUGAGUGCAAAGAGUCAAGUGUUGGAGUCCUGGUUUGUGGUCCAAAGAAGAUGAGGCACGAGGUUGCAGGCAUCUGUUCCUCGGGGCUGGCUGAUAACCUGCACUUCGAAUCCAUCAGCUUUAGCUGGUGAUCCGAGUCAAACCGUCUCCCAAUGGAAGAAGUUGAUUGAAUGUAUUGUGGUUUUCCGGCGAUGCAAACUUGCCGAAUACGCCUCGCUUCCUAUACGCGGUGUAUGUUGUUAUGAUGCGGAUUUCCUCUUUCUUUAGGCAAACGGGACUGGAAACUUAAAAAAGCCAGCAGGUGUGUUUCUUACUAAAUGUCGAUACAAAUGCGUGUCGGUUCCUCUUUAA